GUCGCCACCGCCGCGCCGAGUCCUUUUGUCCAAGAUGGCGGCGCCGGGGGCGCUGCCUCCUCAGCUGCCGCCGCCGCCGCUGUGAGGAGCCUGCGGGCCGCCCGCCCGCCGCGCCAAGGCCAUGAAGCGGCAGAGCGAGCGAGACUCGAGCCCGAGCGGGCGCGGCUCGUCAUCGUCGGCCAAGCGGCCGCGGGAGCGCGAACGAGAGGCGGAGGCGGGCGGGCGGCGGGCAGCGCACAAGGCCUCCGGCGGCGCCAAGCACCCGGUUCCAGCGCGAGCUCGCGACAAACCCCGCGGUAGCGGGGGCGGCGGGGGCGGGCAUCGCGAUGGCCGGGGCGCUGGGGACGCGAAUCACCGUGCGAGCAGCGGCCGCUCCUCGGGCUCUGGCGCUGGCGGUGGGGGACGCGGCGGCAAGGCCUCGGGGGACCCGGGCGCCUCAGGCGCAUCUCCCCGCGCGUCUCCACUGCCGCCGCCGCCGCCGCUGCCUGGGGUCGAGCCCGCGGGGCCCGGCUCAUCGGCGAUCGCGCCCGAGUACAAGACGCUGCUCAUCAGCAGCCUGAGCCCCGCGCUGCCCGCCGAACACCUGGAGGACCGGCUCUUCCACCAGUUCAAGCGUUUCGGCGAGAUCAGCCUUCGCCUGUCGCACACACCUGAGCUGGGCCGUGUGGCCUACGUGAACUUCCGGCACCCGCAGGACGCGCGCGAGGCCCGCCAGCACGCACUGGCCCGCCAGCUGCUGCUCUACGACCGCCCGCUCAAGGUAGAGCCGGUGUACCUGCGCGGCGGCGGCGGCGGGAGCAGCCGGAGAAGCAGCAGCAGCAGCGCUGCCGCUUCCACGCCGCCCCCGGGACCGCCCGCGCCCGCCGACCCGCUUGGCUACCUGCCGCUGCACGGAGGCUACCAGUACAAGCAGCGCUCGCUGUCCCCGGUAGCUGCCCCGCCCCUGCGGGAGCCCCGUGCCCGCCACGCUGCCGCAGCCUUUGCCCUGGAUGCUGCUGCCGCCGCUGCUGUGGGACUGUCGCGGGAGCGGGCCCUGGACUACUACGGGCUGUACGACGACCGCGGGCGCCCCUACGGCUACCCGGCUGUGUGCGAGGAGGACCUCAUGCCCGAGGACGACCAGCGGGCCACACGCAAUCUCUUCAUUGGGAACCUGGACCACAGUGUAUCUGAGGUGGAGCUGCGACGGGCCUUUGAGAAGUACGGCAUCAUUGAGGAGGUGGUCAUCAAGAGGCCUGCCCGUGGCCAGGGUGGUGCUUAUGCCUUCCUCAAGUUCCAGAACUUGGACAUGGCCCAUAGGGCUAAGGUGGCCAUGUCGGGGCGGGUGAUUGGCCGCAACCCCAUUAAAAUAGGUUAUGGCAAGGCCAACCCUACCACACGCCUCUGGGUGGGUGGCCUGGGACCUAACACCUCACUGGCGGCUCUAGCCCGGGAGUUUGACCGCUUUGGGAGCAUUCGGACCAUUGAUCACGUCAAAGGAGAUAGCUUUGCCUACAUCCAGUAUGAGAGUUUGGACGCAGCCCAGGCCGCCUGUGCUAAAAUGAGGGGCUUUCCUUUGGGUGGUCCAGACCGCAGGCUCCGUGUGGAUUUUGCCAAAGCAGAGGAGACUCGGUAUCCCCAGCAGUACCAGCCCUCACCCCUCCCUGUGCAUUAUGAGCUUCUCACAGAUGGAUAUACCCGUCACCGAAACCUGGAUGCCGACCUGGUGCGGGAUAGGACCCCCCCACACCUCCUGUACUCAGACCGAGACCGGACCUUUUUGGAAGGGGAUUGGACCAGCCCCAGUAAAAGCUCCGACCGCCGGAACAGCCUGGAGGGCUACAGCCGCUCAGUGCGCAGCCGGAGUGGUGAGCGCUGGGGGGGAGAUGGGGACCGUGGCAUGCCCAAACCCUGGGAAGAGAGGCGAAAGCGGAGGAGCCUUUCCAGUGACCGUGGGAGGACAACCCACUCCCCUUAUGAGGAACGGAGCAGGACCAAGGGUGGUGGGCAGCAGUCAGAGCGAGGCUCGGACCGUACCCCUGAGCGCAGCCGCAAGGAGAACCACACCAGUGACAGCACCAAGGAGUCAGGCAGCAACUCCCUCAGCAACAGCAGACAUGGGGCUGAGGAGCGGGGCCACCACCACCACCACCACGAGGCUCCAGACUCUUCCCACGGAAAAAAGAUGAGAGAGAGCGAGCGCAAUCAUCGGACCACUGAGGCGGAACCCAAGCCUCUGGAAGAGCCAAAACAUGAGACCAAAAAGCUAAAGAAUCUUUCAGAGUAUGCUCAGACACUACAGCUGGGUUGGAAUGGGCUUCUCGUGUUGAAAAACAGCUGCUUCCCAACAUCUAUGCACAUCCUAGAGGGGGACCAGGGGGUUAUCACAGGUCUCCUCAAAGACCACACUUCUGGGAGCAAGCUGACCCAGCUGAAGAUUGCCCAGCGCCUUCGACUGGACCAACCCAAGCUCGACGAGGUCACACGACGCAUCAAGCAGGGGAGCCCCAAUGGCUACGCAGUCCUGCUAGCCACCCAGGCGACCCCCAGUGGGCCUGGCACUGAGGGGAUGCCCACAGUGGAGCCAGGCCUGCAGAGGCGGCUUCUCAGGAACCUGGUCUCCUACUUGAAACAGAAGCAGGCCGCAGGGGUGAUCAGCCUGCCAGUGGGUGGGUCCAAGGGCAGAGACAGCACAGGCAUGCUCUAUGCCUUCCCACCCUGCGACUUUUCACAGCAGUACCUCCAGUCAGCACUAAGGACAUUAGGCAAGCUAGAAGAAGAACAUAUGGUGAUAGUCAUAGUCAGAGACACGGCCUAGCCCAAACCUGUCUUUUCCAGCUCCAUGUUUGUGUCACAAAAGCAGUUAUUUUAAAAUCUGAUCCACUCUCUACCCUACACCAUUGGUUUGAAUUCUCUGCUGGGUUCUUUUGGUGAGGAUCAAAGGCCUGUCCACCACCAAAAACUAAGUUCUUAGAUUUGGGGGGAUUUAUUUUUUUUACAAUGAUGAGAAGGGACUCCUGUUAUGUUGAUUUCUAGUGUACAAGAUACUGUCUGCUGUGUUCUGUAUUUUUUUAAUUUUUUGACUAACUGUAUGGAAAGUUGUCAGUAAAGCCUUUGUCAGAGGAUGGAUUUUUAAUCCUG
Molecule: messenger RNA, 3120 nt
Organism: Microcebus murinus (gray mouse lemur)
Lineage: Eukaryota; Metazoa; Chordata; Mammalia; Primates; Cheirogaleidae
Gene: RBM15B
Product: RNA binding motif protein 15B
Molecular function (GO): RNA binding
Source: RefSeq, a predicted model, not a curated record